AGGGGGAGCGACGCUCUUGCUCUCUGGACGACAACGUGCCCACGUCCUGAGGCCGCGCCCAGACCCGGAAGCGGGGCCUUCACGUGGGGAGGCGUGUGCCGCUGCCUUGGAAACGCGGAGCCCGGGCUCCCAGCAAAAGCGCCAGGGCAGGGGUCUGCGUUGGAGGAAGGGUCUGCUCCGGUGAUAGAAUGCUGUGCGUCGGAAGGCUGGGCGGCUUGGGAGCCAGAGCAGCAGCUCUGCCGCCCCGGCGGGCGGGCCGGGGAAGCCUCGAAGCCGGGAUCCGGGCCCGAAGGGUCAGCACCAGCUGGUCUCCCGUGGGCGCCGCCUUCAGUGUCAAGCCGCAGGGCAGCCGCUUGGACCUGUUCGGCGAGCGCCGGGGUCUUUUUGGAGUUCCUGAGCUGAGUGCCCCAGAAGGAUUUCAUAUUGCACAAGAAAAAGCCUUGAGAAAGACAGAAUUGCUUGUGGACCGUGCGUGUUCCACCCCACCUGGGCCCCAGACCGUGCUGAUCUUCGAUGAGCUCUCGGAUUCCUUAUGCAGAGUGGCCGACUUGGCUGAUUUUGUGAAAAUCGCUCACCCUGAGCCAGCAUUCAGAGAAGCCGCGGAAGAAGCUUGUAGAAGUAUUGGCGCCAUGGUAGAGAAGUUGAACACAAAUGUGGAUUUAUAUCAAUGUUUGCAAAAAUUACUAGCUGAUAAAAAACUUGUGGAUUCCCUUGAUCCAGAAACAAGGCGAGUGGCUGAACUGUUUAUGUUUGAUUUUGAAAUUAGUGGAAUCCAUCUAGACAAAGAAAAGCGUAAAAGAGCAGUGGACCUCAAUGUUAAAAUCUUGGAUUUGAGUAGUACAUUUCUUAUGGGAACCAAUUUUCCCAACAAGAUUGAGAAGCAUCUCUUACCAGAACACAUUCGUCAUAACUUUACGUCUGCUGGGGAUCAUAUCAUAAUUGAUGGUCUCCACGCAGAAUCGCCAGAUGACUUGGUGCGAGAAGCUGCUUACAAAAUUUUUCUUUAUCCCAAUGCUGGUCAACUGAAAUGUUUGGAAGAAUUGCUCAGCAGCAGAGAUCUUCUGGCAAAGUUGGUGGGGUAUUCCACGUUUUCUCACAGGGCUCUCCAAGGAACUAUAGCUAAAAAUCCAGAGACUGUCAUGCAGUUCCUUGAAAAACUAUCUGACAAACUUUCCGAAAGAACUCUAAAAGAUUUUCAGAUGAUACGAGGGAUGAAAAUGAAACUGAAUCCUCAAAAUUCUGAAGUAAUGCCUUGGGACCCUCCCUACUACAGUGGUGUGAUUCGUGCAGAAAGGUAUAAUAUUGAGCCCAGCCUAUAUUGCCCGUUUUUCUCUCUUGGAGCAUGCAUGGAAGGCCUGAAUAUUUUGCUUAACAGACUGUUGGGGAUUUCAUUAUAUGCAGAGCAGCCUGCAAAAGGAGAGGUGUGGAGCGAAGAUGUCCGAAAACUGGCUGUCGUUCAUGAAUCUGAAGGAUUGUUGGGGUACAUUUACUGUGAUUUUUUUCAGCGAGCAGACAAACCACAUCAGGAUUGCCAUUUCACUAUCCGUGGAGGCCGACUAAAGGAAGAUGGAGACUAUCAACUCCCAGUUGUAGUUCUUAUGCUGAAUCUUCCCAGUUCCUCAAAGAGUUCUCCAACUUUGCUAACUCCUGGCAUGAUGGAAAAUCUUUUCCAUGAAAUGGGACAUGCCAUGCAUUCAAUGCUAGGACGUACUCGUUACCAACACGUCACUGGGACCAGGUGCCCUACUGAUUUUGCUGAGGUUCCUUCUAUUCUGAUGGAGUACUUUGCAAAUGAUUAUCGAGUAGUUAACCAAUUUGCCAGACAUUAUCAGACUGGACAGCCACUGCCAAAAAAUAUGGUGUCUCGUCUUUGUGAAUCUAAAAAGGUUUGUGCUGCAGCUGAUAUGCAACUUCAGGUCUUUUAUGCCACUCUGGAUCAAAUCUACCAUGGGAAGCAUCCCCUGAGGAAUUCAACCACAGACAUUCUCAAGGAAACACAAGAGAAAUUCUAUGGCCUACCAUACGUUCCAAAUACUGUGAUAAUCAGAUUUUAAGUGCAUCAUGAAGACAGGAACAAAGAAGCAAGAUCAGUAGAGACUUGCACAUCACUGGGACUUGCCCUGCGUUCUGAUGCUACCAAGUUAGAGAAACACAAUACUUUAAAGCGCUCAGAGUUGAGAGCCACAGCAGCCAUUGCUGUGUUUGUGGUCCACCUUCCCCAUGGGUAAAGUCAGAAUAUGCUAUGAGAUCACCCAUCUUAAGCAUUUUCACCUGCUGUUAUAUCAUUGACUUCUCUUUUUACUUUAGUAGCACUGAUUUUUUAAUCUGUCCUUGAACUGUUUACUCACUGGCGUUUAAGCAUUUUGAGCAAACCUGCAGUAAGAAAUGCAUUUUACAUUAUGAUCUAUUGUACAAUACAUGUAUGUACAUUUAGGUGUGUAUGUGUACAUAUAUGUGGGAGUGAAACUGAAACAAAAGUACCACAAAUCUAAAGUUACCCUCUGUGCGGUGCACUACAUAUUUUCUGUCCCAUUUUCUUUUCUUUUUUUUUUUUUUUUUUUUAAUGCAGGUCACAAGCUACUGUAGAGAUUUUACAAGCCACCAGUAGAUAAUGGUGCACAGUUUGGAAAAUCUCCAUGUUAACUUAUCUUUCCCAGUGAUUUUGCUUAUUCUACUUUCCCAAGUCAACCAUAAAACCUUUUUCCGAUAGAGAUGUUUUAGAACUAAAUUAUUUAGAACAAUAAAACCACAACUUUUAUCUAAUCCCACCA
Symphalangus syndactylus (siamang) is the source of this 2771-nucleotide messenger RNA. RefSeq names its product mitochondrial intermediate peptidase (gene MIPEP). Gene Ontology annotation, cellular component: mitochondrion. Gene Ontology annotation, biological process: peptide metabolic process. The record is from RefSeq and is a predicted model, not a curated record. Gene Ontology annotation, molecular function: metalloendopeptidase activity. Lineage: Eukaryota; Metazoa; Chordata; Mammalia; Primates; Hylobatidae.